Molecule: messenger RNA, 3591 nt
Organism: Anguilla rostrata (American eel)
Lineage: Eukaryota; Metazoa; Chordata; Actinopteri; Anguilliformes; Anguillidae
Gene: casp2
Product: caspase 2, apoptosis-related cysteine peptidase
Exons: 11
Coding region: 727-2025 (432 amino acids)
Biological process (GO): proteolysis; regulation of apoptotic process
Molecular function (GO): cysteine-type endopeptidase activity
Source: RefSeq, a predicted model, not a curated record
AUGGACUCUCAAAGGCUGGGUUCAAAAAGUUAAUCCUCCCCCUUUACACAUAUCGUGCGGAAGUGGACUCGGAAGGCGGAUACGUAAGGACGUUCGUUUAUGUGAAGUAAAAAAAGUUAUCAUAAUUAUUUGGUCUUCAGAGCCCCAGAAGAAAACGUGAAAACUGAAAUUUAAAAUUCCUGCACAUCUUUCAGGGAUUUACUCUCCGACUGGUUCGCUUCCUUCUAAAUAACCUAUGGCAAUGUAGCCAACGUUUGCAGGUGGCUUUGUUUUAACCGACGCCUUGUUUUACCGUUUUAACUAAUAAUAUAUAACGUUAGCUAGCUAAGUGUUUAUCAAAAUUGCAUUAUUCUUGUUGAAUCAAACUAAAAUAAGUAACGAGUUUCUCUGUAAAGUUGGUUAAUGUCUUGAGCAAAUGCCAGCGUUAGCUGGGCGGUUAAUUUCGAGGAAGGUAGUAGAUAGCAGGCUAACGAUGACUGCCUUAAAUGAACGUUGAAUUUCGUUAAUUUCUGUAUUUAUCUCAAAACUAUUUCAGACAUUCUGCCACAGUUUAAGCGACACAAGAAUCGCAUUGUAAGUAGGCAGCAAUUCUGAGACAAUCGAAGUUGGCUAGUUAGCAACCUAUUUAGCCGAGGAAGCUAGGUAUCGCUAGUUUACUGUUGGCAGUGGAUUUCAAGUUUUAACCAACUUCAGAUCGGUUAACUACGCGAGGAGACGACGAAAAGAAUGCUCGGGGAGUGUGGGAUGCUGGAGCGUGACAAGACGGCGCUUCGGAAGUGCAAUGUUAAGCUGUGCAAAGAGAUGGUUGUGGACGAGCUGCUGGUUCAGAUUCUGCAGACCGAUGGCAUUCUUACCGACAACAUGGCUGAGAGCAUUCUGGUAGAGAGCACCUCCCAGAAGAGGAACUGGCGCCUGCUAGCCCUCCUGCCAAAACGAGGGCCUCAUGCCUUCAGUAGCUUCUGCAAAGCGCUGAAGGAGACUGAGCAGCAGCACCUGUACGCACUGCUGACUGAGCAGAGGGAGAGACUCAGAGAGGGAUAUGUGGACUCUCCCCUGCCCCUGCCCACCCAGGACACGGUCAAGGCCAAGAGAGCCAGGAUUAGCCAAGAGUCGGUGGAGAUGUGCCUGGACGCGGACAGUCCCGUCACCUCGGCCGUGCUCCCGUGUUCGCGCGACUUCUACCUCUCUCACUUCCAGCAGGCGUACCGCAUGGCCUCCAGUCCCCGGGGCCUGGCCCUCGUCAUCAGCAACGUGACCUUUGACCCGCCGGCGCCUGACUUGGACAGGCGGGUCGGAGGGGAAGUUGACGAGGACGUGCUGCGGAAACUCUUCGCGGAGCUGGACUACAAUGUGGCGCUGCACAAGAACCUCUCUGUCCAGGCGAUGCGGAGCUGCAUCGAGCAGUUCAGCGGGAGCCCGGAUCACCGGGCGAUGGACAGCUGCGUGGUGUGCCUGCUGUCCCACGGCGUGGAGGGGGCGGUAUACGGCACAGACGGGCAGCUCCUGGAGCUGGACUGGGUCUUUCAGUCUUUUGACAACGAGCACUGCCCCCAGCUUCAGAACAAGCCCAAGAUGUUCUUCAUACAGGCCUGCAGGGGAGAGGAGAUGGACUCCGGAGUGGACCAGCUGGAUGGCACGGAGAGGACGCAGUCGCCCGGGUGCGAGGAGCGGGACGCGGGCAGGGAGGCGGAGGAGGACCGAGAGAGGGAGGAGAGGGAGAGGCUGAGAGUCAAGCUGCCCAAGCGUUCCGACAUGAUCUGUGGCUUCGCUGCACUCAAAGGCACAGCAGCGAUGAGGAACACGAAGAGGGGCUCCUGGUUCAUCCAGGAACUGAACGACGUGCUGAGGCGCAGCGCCAGAGACACUCACCUGGCCGACGUCCUGGUGCAGGUGAACGGGCGUAUUAAAGAGAGGGAAGGCUUCGCCCCGGGGACCUCCUACCACCGCUGCAAGGAGAUGUCCGAAUUCACCAGCUCCCUGUGCAAAGACCUCUUCCUGUUCCCCAAGUACUGCCCCCAGAGCUGAUCGGCACAGAGCGCACACUCUCGCGUGCACGCGCUCACACACCGACCAGCCCACCCGGGAAGAACCAAAGGGCCCGGCUGGGGAAAUUUAGUGUUGCCAACUGCCGGGCAUGAAUAUGGUGCGUGUGUGUCCGGCCUUGUUAAUAUGUGUAAAUGUAUAUACGUGGUUACUGUUUUCCACAUUUGGAUAACUGCGAUACUGAAAUGAAAUCUCUACAUGCAGUGCUGUAUACCAGCCAUUUGAGAUUUUAAAAAAAUUUUCAGUAUGGUCUUUUUUUUUUUUAAUACUUGAACAGAAGUCGAUCUUAAUUUCGUUUUAUUUUGUUUAAUUCUUUUAUAUGCGGAUCUGCUCGAAUUGCUUUAACAUUUCAAAACAGUUUUUUUUUUUUGGUAAGUUUUUUGAUGUUAAAAAUUGAAACGGGAAUACCGCAACACCAGCAUUGCAAGCCAGGAGAUGUAUAAGUAACGCGCGAGUUACGUGCCAAGUGGAAAAGACUUAUGCGUGGGAGAGCAGGGCAGCGUCUCUCCAGACCCCUUCUUGUGAGCACAAACCCUCGAAUGUUAGGAAGCCAGGCGGUCCAUCCUGGUCUGUACUUGUCAGUAUUUGGGAGGCCGAGCUGUGCUGAAAUCUGCCAGCUAGGGUGACGUCCCGUGUCUCUCAGUGUCGCUGUGCUGUCAGUUGUGAGGGCUCUGUGGGGGGGGGGGAGAGUUCCUGUUCCUGGGUAUUUCCCCCCGGUGCAGACCGUCUCUCUCUCCCGGUUUCUGCGGCGAUGGGUAUCCUGACUGACAGGCACACGGGCCCGAUUAGCUGACGCGCACGCCGCUUCUCCUGUCGAACGAGCUGGCCCGCGACCCGCUGGCUCCGAGGCCUCGUGUCACUUCCUGCCGUGCCCAGUGCGGUCCCCGGUCCUGUUUAACCGCGGUGCUCUCUGUCUUUGUGUCUGAGGAGUGUGUGUAAUACGUGUGGCUGAUUUUGCAGGGCCAAGUAAACUGUAAGAGGGGGGCUCUGGAGUCUGUGUAGGCUGAGGCAUCAUUGCAGGGAGUGUGUGGUGACGGGACGCAGUGAUGGGACGCAGUAACAGGAUUUAAUGAUGGGACGCAGUGACGCUUUGUCCUGCUCGAGGCUGGGUGGGUUUAAAUGAGCUUAGUUUAACUUGGCUCCUGGGGUAAAGGCUGCGUUAGCUUCUCCUGAUAGCGCACCAGCUCUCCGCAGGCUGCCAGCUGUCGGCAGUGGUACUGGUACUGGUACUGCGCGGUCUGCCGUAUGGGGUACGGGGCCCUGUGGGCGCGGUUAGCGGGCGAGCGCUUUAGCGGCAGCGCUCUUCCCGCGGGUGCAGGUGCUGUGGUGAGCACUCGAGAGGGACGCGGCUGGGGGAGCCAGAUUAAAGAGAACCGAACUCGGUUGUGGGGGAGUCUGUUGGAGAAGAAAGGGAAGGAACUCGGUUAGUGGCAUUGCUUGAAGCUGAAGAUGCAGUGCAUGGUGGUCAGGUUGCACCUGGGCCUGUGUGUCUGCAGCCCUAUGGAAACCUCAGCUGCAGAGCCCUUACGGUUUGGGAGAUGGCAGAAA